AACCAAGGGUAUUAGGGAUAUUUUACCCUUUAAUGAAUGUCAUUUUUGUGACUUUCUCCUUUUAGUGCUAUUUUUGAGACAUAAACUUCAAAAGGUGCUAUUAUUGACAAUUGCCCUAUUUAAUAUAACAUAUAAGUUUAAUAUUAUUAAAAUGAACUUAGUUUUAAUUACAUAUAAAAUCCAUUAAAGGUAUUUUUAAAUUAAUAAAUUAGUGACUCAUCUAAAAAUUAAUAAUAAAUCAAUGAUUUAGCUAAAAUCUAAUAAAACAUGAUAAAUAAACAAAAAAAUUUUAAAUUAUGGAAAAUAUAAUCAAUCAGUAAAUUCACUUCUCAAAUAAUAGUAUAGAUAAAAAAAAAUAUUAGGUCUAAAUCAGAUAAUAUCUAAAAGGAGAGAGAUCUACGUGGCAAUCACUCGUUUGGGAAAGCGUACGAGGAACUCCAUACUAAUUUCUAGUAACCAACUAUGUUUGUUUUUAAAUUUAACAACGCGGGUAACACCAUAAAAGGAAACUUCCUCUCCAAUUGUUCAAGUCACCUUCCAUGCUAAGACCACAAAAACAACACGUCUAAAACGCGACGUGUCUUUCCUUCUAACUUGCGCCAAAAGUUAUCGCUGAAAGCUCCAAAGCAAAAUCUACUUACCGGUGCUAACGUACUAUCUCUCUAGCUGUCGCUUCUCAAUCAUCUUCUUCUUCUCUUUGUCCAACCAAUCAUUCCUAUUUAUACGUUUAUAAUAUAUUUAUAUUUUAAUUACAUAAUAAAUCAUAAACCGCCAUACCAAAAAAAGAUAAAGACGUAUGUAUAUAAGAAACCAAAAGCUUGUCAAUCAUUCACCUGAAUCACAUCUGCCUUUGAGCUCCAUCGAAGAUGAUGAAAGUGAAGAGUUUUAUUGGUUCUAGAUUGAAGACUUACUCAGCAAGACAGGAAAAUUCUGAGAAGGAAUGUCGCCGUAGCUUGACGUGCAAGCUAAGUGUUAACGAGGAGUACCAGGAAGCUUUCAGGACAAACUCCUACUUAGAGAUUCGGACAAAAGCUGAAGAUCAAUUAGGCAUAACAUUCUCUAGCAAACUCUCUUCUCCUUCUCCGACGACUUCUCCUUCAUCCUCAUCAGAUCUGAGCUUCCAUUCACACUUCACCGAUUACUUGCUCGACCCUCCUCAAGAAACUCUCGAUGCUCUUAUGCAAGACACGAGUUUCCACUAUCUUUUAGCUAAGUUCUUUGACUUUAGCUCCGAUGCUUGUGAUGUAUGCGAGUCUCUCCUUCAAUGCAUCCAACAAAUCAAGAUCAAUCACAUGAAACUCAAAAGGGUUAUCAAGAUUGGGAAAAGGGUUUGCAAUGGUGCUAAAACCCCUGAAUGUUCCCGGGAGAAUCUCUGUGCUUUGAUAUUUCAAGAGCUCUCGAAAUACGCCUUGCUGAAAAACCCUUUGUAUUGUAUCAUCAACGAAACUCAGUUCCCCAGAGUUAAUGAUGCAAACCCGGAUUUGCUCGCUAGAUUGAAAUCGAAAAGGAGAAGAAUCAGAAGAAAAAUCAGGUUAUUUACAUUUUGCAAGAAGCUAGGAAGUUAUAGUCUAGUGAUUUCUCAUAUCGCGAUUGUUAUUACGUUGCUGACAGUAGCAUUACACAGCAUACUCGGUGUUCUAGCAGCUCCUGCUUUACUCGGUUUAUGCUGUCUUUUGAGGAAGAAGAAAACAAAAAGAAAGAUGAAGAAUAAGAGCAAGACUGAUACAAAGCUAGAGAAGCUGGGGGCACAAAUGGAUAUAGCAGCUAAAGGAACGUUCAUAAUGAUGAAUGAUUUGGAUACGUUGAGUAGACUUGCUGGGAGAUUAUGCGAUGAGAUAGAGCAUAGAAAAGCCGUAGCUGCUAUGUGCGCAAAGAGUGGGAAGGUUGAAGUGUUAAAGGAAGCCUUGAGAGUGUUUAAUGGACAUGAAGAAAGAUUCUCAGAGCUAUUGCAAGAGCUUGAAGAACAUCUCUACCUAUGUUUCCACACUAUUAAUAUAUCAAGAAGAUUAGUGUUAGCGCAAACCACAGGACCAAGUUCUUGAUUAUUUGACUCUGUUGGUUCAUCAAAAUAAAUACUUCUUCAUGAUUUUAUGAAUUAAUUAUCAUAACAUAAUAAAAAUGUAAGAAUGUCUUUUAGUGUUUUUUUCUUGAUGAUUGUAGUGAAACAGAGUCAAAAGAAAAAAAAGUUUAGAGAAAAUUUACUGGUUCAAAAUAUAAGAUGUUUUGAUAUUUUUAAAAAUAAAUGUAGUUUUAUUGAAAAUUGUUUGAUUUAUAAUAAUUUUGUUUCAUUAUUUAUGAUUGAUUAACUCUUUAAAAAUUUAUAUUAUUAACAAUAUAAUUUUCAAAAUGUAAUUUUUUUUAGUUUUUCUAUUUUUCACCAAAACAUUUUACAUUAUCAAACCGAAAGAAAGAGUAUAUAAUAACAAAGCGGGUGGGUCUCCAAGAGAAAAGAACAGACUCAGAGCGCGACCACUGCCAAUAAUCUUUCGGACAGCAAAAUAUAGCUCUUUAAAACUGAACCCUGGAAGAAUAAGUCUGUCCGAAGGACCAAGAAGAAGGAACAACAUUGAGGAAGACUCUUGUAGCACCAUCGGUAGUAGUAAUGGAGAAAGAGAGAUAUUGCCCAUCGAGAUAAGCGUUUGAUUGCCAGUUAGCUCCCCAGUUACGAGACAUGGCUAACCAACCAGUCUUUGAUCCUUGGAGACAGAUUUAAUGGAGCCAGCUCCUCCAACGUUCGAUAUAUUCACUAGCUCGAAGUAAUCUCUUCCGUUUAUUCUAAAUCUCACUCCUCCUUUCUUGUAACAACUUACCCGUCAAAACCAAAACCAAAAAAAAAAAACACACAAGACUUUUUCAAAAAGCACCCCAAAACUUUCAAUUGUCUUUUUUUUUAAUAACUUUCAACUGUCUUGUUUUAAAAUACAUACUGUUUUUCAAUAUUAAAAGCUUCAAAAGUAGAAUGUUCAAUCCUGAUAAACCGACUUUAGCCGAUCUAAACCGAAAUGAAGCAAAUAUUAAGGGUAUAAUUUGUUAACAUGACAAAAUUAGGGGUUUAAUUUUCACGUAAAACAACUAAGGUUUAAAAUAAUUAGAUGGAAAGUUAAUGGGUCCUUGUUAAUCCAACCUUUGGAAAACGACGGGAACAAUCCCACCUCUAAAUGCCGAUCUUUUCCCAAGCGGGUUGUGCCAUGUCGAAAUGUUUUAGCGGUGGAUUGCACCAACCACCGUUGUUGCUCGGUAGAGCGAAGUUUGGUGGGCAGAAGUUGGUUGCUGUAAUAACCACCGAAGUUCCUUUCUUACACCACCGCGAGUCCGAUGCGUAAUCACACGUUAUUUUAGCAUUCUCCGCAAGAAGCUCCGUUGUUGAACAGAGCCGUGCUUAAGGCCGCUGUCAUUAUACCAUACCCCGCCGAGUAGAGAUCUCCGUACCCACAAGCUCCGCCUGAAUAAACAAAAAUCAUCCGUUUUCAUCAAGAAACUGAUAAACCAUAUGGAAAUAUAUUUAUAUGUAGUUUAAAUUACCCAUUGUUCCAGAAGCGUCACUCCAUCCAUAGAAUGUGGCGUGACCAUUGGUUAAACCAGAGGGCCUAAACGCAUCAACCGCCAUAAAAAGAGCUAUCAAAACCGCCAAUCCAGCUAGAGACUUUACUAGUUAAACAAAGUCUUCUGUCCCUAACCUUGUUUUUUUAAUGGUAAAAGUCUUUAACCUUGUUGGGUCCAUAUAACUACCAUCGAAGAGCCCCGGAAUCGAUUACUGAUUUUUGUCAUUAUUGAUAAGUUAACGAAACACACAACAAAGACCUGUAAAUUUAAAGGAGAAAACGAGAUUGUUUUACUAUAGUAAGAAAAUGAAACCUAGUUUGGCAAAGACAGACUAAUGCAUUAUGCAUGCCACGCAUCAAUAAUUUAACCCAUUGUUUAAUGGUCAUACACAUGUCUUGUCUUCAUUUUUUCUGAUAUUUAGAAUGUUUAUUAAUUAGUAGUAAAAGGAUAAACGGGUACAUAAUUACAUUAUAAUCAUAGCCUGGUUAUGAUAACAUUUUACAUGCUAAUGUUCUAAUUUUUCUAAACAUUUAGCGGUACAUUAGUUUAGUUAUGCUCCGGUUUCAAACCUACUGGUAAAAGUAAUCAAUCCUGAAGAUGCAAAAAUCUCCCAAACAACAAUUAAAUGAAAAGUCCGAUCUGCAAAAACAAGAGAGAAAGAGAAUAUUUCUCUCGAGGGUCUAUCCCCUAAUACCUUUAACCUAGCCGCCGCAACCUAAAACUCAACCACCACGGUGGCCGGACGCCUCUGCUCCAGUCGCCACCCCACCACUUCGUUCGUCUUUCUCAACAAUAAAAAGAAGUUGAAAAGAUUCCAAUCUUUUGAAACCAACAAUAUUUUCUAGAGUUCAACCCAAAGUAAUUGAAAGGAAUAAUAAUCAUCCGGAGGACAAUACAAAUCCUCCAUAAAACAAAACAAACCCUAGCCAAGAGUUAUUAUUUUUAUUUUUAUUUACGAUAAACAUUUAAGAAAACACGCAUUACCAUCCGAGUCGUUGUAGUAUAGUGGUAAGUAUUCCCGCCUGUCACGCGGGUGACCCGGGUUCGAUCCCCGGCAACGGCGUAUUUUUUACUUGACUCUUUUACGUACGGGCCCCAUAGUUAUGUCGAACUUGUGGGUUUCCCCACGAAGUCGAAGACCCAAUCAGCACAUCAUUGAGGCCGAACGCUUAAAGAGAUUUUUCUUAUCAUGUUCAAUGCUGUUGAGAAUGAAAAGUAUGAUAGUGAUGAGCAUUGAAGAAGGCUUGCAACUUGAAGACUCCAUCAAGUUUUGAUUCAAAUAGAUACCAUGAAUCCAAAUUUCCAAUAAACUCAAAAAAGAGAGACAAAACUGGAAAAAUAGUCUGGAAACUUGAGAAAUCUCAAAGGCAACAUCCAUGAAACAAAUGAACAUAUUAUAUAACCUAAAGGCAAAAAUCAAAGAGAGAAAUUAUGCUACGGCAACAUCUUGUCUUUUUAAUGGACAGACAAAAGAUAGAGAAUGAAGGAAAAUAACAAAGUUCAUUCAACAACACCAGUCAUUUAAG
Messenger RNA from Brassica rapa (field mustard), 5069 nucleotides. RefSeq names its product UPF0496 protein At1g20180. The record is from RefSeq and is a predicted model, not a curated record. NCBI's taxonomy places the organism in Eukaryota, Viridiplantae, Streptophyta, Magnoliopsida, Brassicales, Brassicaceae.